UUGAGAUUUUGAAUCAGUCUCAAAGCGGACGCAGCUGAGCGAUUUCGAAUAGGAUUAGGAGUGCCAGCUGAUGGACGGCCGAGACAUCCUCUGCUCUCUGGAGGCCCAUUCUCUAGCCAUCACCAACUUUAGACAGGCAUCCUAAAAUUAAUAAGUGUCUGUUAAACAGAUAUAUGACCCAAGACACAUAUUCAGACGAGGCUUCUGUUGUUAUGGCUGGUGUAAGUGCUCGUUUUAUUUUGCUUCUAGAGCCUAAGAGUUGUUGUUGAAACAUGACAAAUAUCUUUACAUAUUGUUAUUAUUAUAGUGUGAUAUUCAUGGAUCAUUUCUUGUUUCUGGACAAAAGCUAAGAUAAAGAAAGUCGCAUCAAUCAAAUAAUCCAUCCCUCUGGCUCUGGUAUUGUAGAGCAUACUUCAGAGUUCAGUGAUGGUUAUAAGGAACACAUUCUCAGUUUUGGGACCGGACACCCAAGAGGAAAGGCUCAGAGGAUCUGGGAAAUUCUUAUUGGAGAUUGCCAUAUCAGUUAUGGAUGUUAAAAUGCAUGGGUUGUGUGCUGAUGCUGCAAUCCUGGCAUAAUGACUCCUCCAUUAACAGAACUCCAGGUGAUUCCUUAUAUAAUUACCCUGCCACUUGCAAAUGGAUUCUAUAGAAGUUCUUCAAAUGGUCUAAGAGUUUUUGAGUAAUUGUUGGGUACAUGAUUUCCAAAAUAGUUUAAGCAUAGUACAUCCAAAGUUUAUCUGUUGGUUUAUUCUUUGUUGGCUGACCUGAUCCGACCUGACUUCAAGAUCCAACACCAGAUUUUAAUGCACAGGUAAAAGUGAAAAGAUGACUUUUUUUUAAAAAAAAUUCUUGAGAUGUUAACCUAGAAGUGUUUAAAAAAUUGAUGAUUUUUACUUAACUACUCGGCUGGAUAUUUUUGCUUACAGAUGACAAUGGUAUAUCCUGCAGGCAUCCUAAACUUAGAGUCUGUUGAACAAAGAGAGGCAUCCUAAAAUAUUUUCAGUAGAUAGAAGCAGGUCCUUAGUGGGAGCCUUUCUGUCAAGAGUUAUACCACAGCCUGCAGUGUUUUCAACCAUUCCUUGUUUUCAACUAUUACAUGAUAUGGCAGAGUGGGCCAAAUCUCAACGAAAGUCAGGAGAAUAGCCUCAGCAAUUUUGCAUGUGAUUUCUUUCCUAAUAGGUUCUAUUACGAUGUUAAGCCUAUUAUUGCAUAACUACAGAUUGUUGGAAGUUGGAAGCUUCACCUUUGACAUGUUCGAAGGAUCACCCUAGAAAGGGUGAAAAACUCACCUUAUCCCUCAGUGGCACAUUUUCUUUUUCUGUGUGGAUGGAGUUGUUGGCUGCAACAACUGAUACACUUGGUUUUAUAUUGCUCUUAGACACUCAAGUCACUUCUUGUGGUGCAACUGUGAAAGUGAUGCAACUGCUUGUUCAUGGAGAUGUUAAUCAGUAGAGAUUGCUCAUGUCAAGUUCCUCUUACCAUUAACCAACAGAGUGACUAUUGCCUUCAUCCAGCUAGUUAUGCACGGAUGCUUCUUGGAAAGGAAUUCUUGAGGUUUGACGCCACGAAUCACACAAUUCUAAGUGGAUUCCCCCUAGUUGUGCGUUUCAUUUGGUAACAUAACACCUACCUAGUAAGUCUGAGGAUUCACCACAAAUGACAUGAUAUGAUUCAUGCUACCAUUGGUGACGACACUUGCAGGGGCGAAUGCUUUUACACCAACUGAAACGAGCCGGAAGCCCGUCGGUCAAUCGCACGGCAUCCCCAAUCGUUGGAUUUGUGCCUCAAAUUAACAAGGCAACCUAUCAUAAUGUUAUAGGAUGUCACAUUAGUUAAAAACUUAAUUAAAUUUUCAUGUUGUAACUAUCGAAUUUGAAUUUUAAUAUAAAUGAGAAAGAGGU
Rubroshorea leprosula is the source of this 1901-nucleotide messenger RNA. The record is from the annotation of a GenBank genome assembly. NCBI's taxonomy places the organism in Eukaryota, Viridiplantae, Streptophyta, Magnoliopsida, Malvales, Dipterocarpaceae.